AUGGAAUGCAUUGCAGGGAGGGCUGUCUGCUGUGUAUAGCUGUGGAUAUGGAGAAAAAUGCCAGUGGUGUAGGAGAGGGAUCAAAAUCUUAUUCUGAGUUGUCAUCUUUCCUUGUCGGAGCCCCCCUGACAGAAGAUACCGUUACUUUGCCAUCUAAAUGGCGUUUGCAGUCUCAGAAGAGGAGCAUUGGAGCAUGGGAAUGCUGUGUGAUUAGCUGUGGUUGAUGGUGGAAGUUCAGGCACUGCAUUAUUCUUUGGGGAAAUUGUAUCAUGCUUUUCUGGAAGAGGAUCCACUGUUGUCCCCAUUGGCUGAAGCGCCUCUCCAGAACCUUUGUCUCUUCAUGCUUUACAACAGGGUUUGUAUUUUUGGUGUUCCUGCUUUUCAUGUUGCUGAUGCUAAGCAGUUAUAGCUGGUUUCCAAGAAAAUUUGUGAAUGAAGACAAUCUGAAGUUGCACAACAUACGUGUCUUCAAGGGGAAAAAAAGUAACAUUAACAACUCUGCUUGGAUUGCAAAGAAUAUGGUUUACUCUUCUUCCCAUGAGAAACCUCAAGAUAAAACCAGUCAAUCAACUCAAAGAUUAUUACAGAUUAUGCCCAUGGGACAAUUGCGUGCUUCAUCUCAGGGAGUUCAGUUCUAUGAUUAUAUCAUUAAUGAGCCCAUGAAAUGUCAAACACACAUUCCCUUUCUAAUUUUGCUGAUAGCUGCAACACCACAACAUCUAGAUGCUCGUCAAGCUAUUAGGCAAACUUGGGGAAAUGAAAAUGUUAUACCAGGAGUCCAAGUAGUAAGGCUGUUUUUGCUCGGUCGAAACACUCAACAAGCAUUUGACAUUGAACAGGCCAUAACCAGUGAAAGUAUGCAAUAUCAUGAUAUCAUCCAGCAGGAAUAUUUAGACACCUACAACAAUCUGACCACUAAAACCCUAAUGGGAAUGAACUGGGUGGCCACAUAUUGUCCACACGCACACUAUGUCAUGAAGACAGACACUGACAUGUUUGUGAAUACUGAAUAUUUAAUAAACAAGCUUCUGAAGCCAGAUCUUCCUCCAAGGACCAAUUAUUUUACAGGAUCUAUAAUGAAAGGGUAUGCACCGAAUCGGAACAAAGACAGUAAAUGGUACAUGCCACCAGAUUUGUACCCAGGAGACAUGUACCCUGUGUUUUGUUCUGGCACUGGUUAUGUGUUCUCUGGGGAGCUGGCAGAAAAGAUAUUUAAAAUCACUUUAACUGUUAAACAUUUGCCAUUAGAAGAUGUUUAUAUAGGGAUUUGUCUUGACAAAUUGGGAAUUAAACCUGUACCUCCACCUAGCCCGUCUGAUUUCAAUCACUGGAGGGUUGCAUAUUCUGACUGUAUGUACAACCGGAUAGUUACGUCCCAUGACUUCAAGCCUCCUGAGUUAGUCCGCUACUGGAACCAGCUCCAACAGAAUAGGCACACAUGUGCGUAAAAUGCCAAAAAUAAAACAUUAUGGUCUAUUGGAAUCAAUAUUGUGUAAAUGUGUCCAGCUUAUUUUUAGAUGUAUAGACUUUGUAAAUAUGUAGUUUUCUCUCAAUUAUGGCCUCUACUGUUUGUGUGUGUGUGUGUA
Molecule: messenger RNA, 1586 nt
Organism: Pelobates fuscus (common spadefoot toad)
Lineage: Eukaryota; Metazoa; Chordata; Amphibia; Anura; Pelobatidae
Product: beta-1,3-galactosyltransferase 2-like
Exons: 3
Coding region: 270-1448 (392 amino acids)
Cellular component (GO): Golgi membrane
Molecular function (GO): N-acetyl-beta-D-glucosaminide beta-(1,3)-galactosyltransferase activity
Source: RefSeq, a predicted model, not a curated record